AGUGGUGGAAGGACAGAGAGAGAGAGAGAGAGGGAGAGAGAGCAUCCCAAGUGUGCUCCACACUGCCAGCACGGAGCUCGCCGGGAGGCUGGAACCCGCAAAUCGUGAGAUCAUGCCCUGAGCCGCAGUCGGAUGCUUAACCAACUGAGCCACCCAGGCGCUCCUACAGAAGACUUUAAUAUACAAUAAAAGAGGCAUCAUAAAUAGAGAACGGUUAGAUUCCAGGUCUGCAGGUGAAGGGUGAGGGUCGUCGUUGCAGGUGCUUUUCUCCAACCCACAGCAAAACGGCCGCUCGGUCACCAUCUUAAGAUUGUGGUGAGACCUUUGUUAAGACUUGCCCGGCUCCACGUGGCACCCAGGGAGCCUUCCCGCCUGACGCCGCCGCACUUCAUCUGCCGCCACCCUUUACGGUUCCUGCCGCCUCCGAGAACAUGUUCCAGAAACCGAGAAGCCAGGACCGCCCUAGCAGCAAGAUCAAGAGGGAGAAGGAGUGGGGCCGCGGCUCCACCGCCUCGGAGAAGGCCCCGAGCACCUCCCGCGGGGCCGCGGGCUUCCAGGAGGCCCCGGACACGUCGUCACAGGGCAGCCGCGGGGCCGAGGCUUUCCCUGAGGUGUGGCCCAGGUCCCAGCAGCAGUUGGAGCUGAAGGUGGCCGAGCUGGUGCAGUUCUUGCUGAUUAAAGACCAGAAGAAGAUCCCGAUCAGGCGCGCUGACAUCCUGAAGCACGUCAUCGGGGACUACAGGGACAUCUUCCUGGACCUCCUCAAAAUGGCUGCCGAGCGCCUCGAGUACGUCUUCGGGUACAAGCUGGUGGAACUGGAACCGGAAAGCAAAAGUUACAUCCUGAUCAACACUCUGGAACCGGCGGAGGAGGAUGCAGAGUUUAGAGGCGAUCAGGGCACACCCACCACCGGCCUCCUGAUGAGUAUUCUAGGUCUCAUCUUUAUGAAGGGCAAUAGUGUCAAGGAAACGGAGGUCUGGAAAUUCCUGUGUCACUUAGGGGUGUUCCCCACAAAGAUGCAUUCAGUUUUUGGAGACCCAAAGAAACUUAUUACCCAAGUAUUUGUGCGGCAGCGUUACCUAGAUUACCUCCCGAUACCCCACACGGAGCCUGUAGAAUAUGAAUUCCAGUGGGGUCCCCGGACCAAGCUGGAAACCAGCAAGAUGAAAGUUCUUAAGUUUGUGGCCAAAGUCCAUAAACAAGACCCCAAGGACUGGCCAGGGCAGUACCUUGAGGCUUUGGCAGAGGAGGAGGCGAGGGCCAGACCCGAGACCGAGACCGGUGGCCCUCCUUCCUCCUCUUAAAGUCUGCGAUUGAUUUGGGCUCCAGGG
Molecule: messenger RNA, 1331 nt
Organism: Suricata suricatta (meerkat)
Lineage: Eukaryota; Metazoa; Chordata; Mammalia; Carnivora; Herpestidae
Product: non-structural maintenance of chromosomes element 3 homolog
Exons: 2
Coding region: 432-1304 (290 amino acids)
Biological process (GO): negative regulation of transcription by RNA polymerase II
Cellular component (GO): nucleus
Source: RefSeq, a predicted model, not a curated record